This is a messenger RNA of Prunus persica (peach), 3934 nucleotides long. RefSeq lists its product as uncharacterized. The record is from RefSeq and is a predicted model, not a curated record. Gene Ontology annotation, cellular component: transcription factor TFIIIC complex. NCBI's taxonomy places the organism in Eukaryota, Viridiplantae, Streptophyta, Magnoliopsida, Rosales, Rosaceae. The coding region runs from base 129 to 3818 and encodes 1229 amino acids. Gene Ontology annotation, biological process: 5S class rRNA transcription by RNA polymerase III; transcription initiation at RNA polymerase III promoter. The transcript has 14 exons. Gene Ontology annotation, molecular function: DNA binding.
CUGGGGUUGGGAAAAGCACGUGCGUUUCCUACUGAUUUCAUCUUCUUCCCGCUUCAGAUAAUAUGAUACCGAUACUAUUCUCUUCUCUUUACGUUUCAGUCUAAUUUAACUUGGCUAAUGCCAUAGCCAUGGACUCGAUUCUGCACUCGUCCUUGGAAGAAAUCUGUUCGGAAGGCCGAAACGGUCUCCCUCUCAAAUCCCUCUGUUCCAGGCUCCAGUCCUCUCUUUCCUCCUUCAAUCUCGACGUCUCUGAUCGGGGCCUCAAGCAAGCCUUAUGGGCGGGGCUUCGCUCUGUCCCCACCCUCAAAUUCCAGAGCCAGAAUCAGAAGGUCCAGUACAGCCCAACCGACCCUUUGAUCCAGUCCGUCCAAGACGCAGAGAAGCUCAAUGUGAAGCUGGUAGCCGACCAGCGGCUCAUGAACAGCUUCUUGGGCCUCUACAUUGCCCACUCUUCCAUUGACAACAUGUGCCAGUAUCAACGCCAAACACUCGAAAGAGUUGCCGGUGCUAGAACGGAUGGAAUUACACAAAGUCAACUUUCUAAGGAACUUGGCAUUCAAGGUGAAAACUACCAUUACAAAGUGAGGAACCUUGAAUGUCAAGGUUUAAUUGUGAAGCGACCUGCACUGGAGAGGAAAAAGAAUGCUGGUGAUGAAGGGCAAUCAAGCAACAAUUUGAGUGUGAGUACUAAUGUGAUAUACUUAUAUCGCUAUGCAGAGAAUUUAAGCUCUCAACAAAAAAUUGAGAUUACCAAGGUAGAACAGACUAAGGAGAGUUCUGGGAAUGCAAAAGAAAUUCCUGCAGGUGGAGAUGGUUUUUCUGGAAAAGGGGUUAAAGAGGAUGUGCUUGUGAAGAAGGACUAUUUAAUAUCAGCAAUGAAGGCAGUCUGUGAUAAACUUGAACAAGCCAAUGGGAAGGUUCUUGUUUCGGAUAUCAAGAAGGAUCUAGGUUACAGUGGAACUCGUCCCGGGAAUAGAGCUUGGAGGAAGAUUUGUGGCAAAUUGGAAGCUGCUGAUAUUGUGAAAAAGUUUGAAGUUCAAGUGAAUAAGAAGGUUGAGCAAUUCCUGGGUUUGCUGAAAAAGUUUUGUCCAGUGAGUUUUGAUCCAAAAAAUCCUGGGCAGGUGAAAUUCAUAAAGAAAUGUCAAACCACUGAUCUGCUUGUAGAACUUCCAAUUGAGCAUCAAAUUCAGGAAUUGAUUAAUGCUGCAGGCUCAGAGGGCAUUAUUAUGUCUAAUGUUUCGAAGAGGCUUGGAAUUGGCAGGAAAGAGAGUGAUAAGCUGAUUGAAAGUAUGUGCUCUAGGUUUGGGAUGAUUAAGAAGAAAGAAAGAAACAAAAAAAUCCAAGAAUAUCGAGUUUGGGCACUGGGGAAAUGCAAUUCUGAAUCAGCCAAUGCAUUCCUUAAUAAAUCAGAAAAUCUCAAUCAAAAUCAAACUCUUUCCACAUGUGACUAUUCAACUUUGACAGAAACGGAAACAAAUGACACCUCAUCAGAAAGACCACCUGCUGUGUUAAAGCCAUGUAGACCAUGUCUGUCUUUGACAGUGGAUGGUUCCAUAAGGGAAGAAAGGAUAAUUAAACAGUUACAGGAUAAAGGGGAUGGAGUUCAAUCUCAAAAACGUAAACAUGCUUCCCUGAAAAGGAAGAGAACUUCUGAAGCAAGGUCAGUAGAGUUCACAGAAGUUGACGAGGUAACUAGACGGUUGAAAGAGCAGAGGCUUGCUACAUUACCUGUUACUGAGAAACAAUUAAUGGAAGAAAGAAAUCUCUUGGACACUUCUGGCGAGCAUGACUCACAUUUGCAUGCAUUCCAGAGGGAUGGUGAUCAAGAAAUUGAGCAGGAACCUGAACCAAAUGAAGAUGGUGAGGGGUGUUAUUCAACCUUAAGCAAGUGUGCUUUUUCAAAGUUGAAGCCGACACGACAAAGCAGGUUUUCAUGGACUGAGGAGGCUGACAGGCAAUUGGUUAUCCAAUAUGCAAGACGCUGUGCAACUCUUGGGGCAAAAUAUUAUCACCAGAUAAGUUGGGCUUCACUUCCUGACCUUCCAGCACCUCCUAGUACCUGCAAAAGAAGAAUGUCAUAUCUGAAGAAUAGUAAUGGAAAAUUUAGAAAAUCUCUAAUGAUGCUCUGUAACAUGCUCAGCAAGCGAUAUGCAAAGCUCCUGGAAAAAACCAAGAACAGGUCACUAAACAAUGAUGAGUGCAGACAACUUUUGCAAGGUUCAACAGGAGAAGACUAUAACAUGAAUUUUCCCAACAUCAGUGGCCAUAAUCAAGGGAGGAGUCUUCAGGAAGAACCAUGGGAUAAUUUUGAUGACAAUGAUAUUAAAAAAUCCCUGGAUGAGAUACUUCACAACCAGAGGAUGACUAGAUUGGAUGCCACCAAAAGAUAUGGAUCUACCUAUGAGGAAGGAUCAGAUCUUAAUACAAAUGCUGAAGAAGAUGACCCCAAGGAAUCUGAAUUAAUUGUAUCAACUGUUCCAUAUGAGGAUAUUCAGAAUCAUAGAGGCGUUUCUGCACAAAGACUAAGUUGUCAACAACUUCAUAACAACUUCUUUAAACUUUUGCAUGAAGGAGUUGUUAGUACACCAGCGUACAAAUCUUUGGCUGUAGAGCUGUUUAAGCUUGUCUUCUUGAGUACCACAACAGCACCAGAAGAACAAAACCUGGUUGCAGAAAUUCGACAGCGUUACUCAAAGUGUGAUCUUUAUGCAGCUCUGAACUACCUAAGAGAUAACAAAAUUUUGAUUGGGGGUACUGACAGUCAACCUUUAUCUCUCUCGCCUCAGUUUUUCCCUAAUAUUUUCAAGUCACCAUUUCCAAUUGAUUCUGGAAAGAGAGCUGCCAAACUUUCUCAUUGGCUCCACGAAAGGGAUAAAGAUCUUAUGGAAGGGGGGAUUGAUCUCUCUGAAGAUUUAGAAUGUGGGGACUUAUUUCAUUUGUUUGCUCUAGUUUCUUCAGGUCAGCUGUCAAUUUCCCCAUGCUUGCCUGAUGAAGGAGUGGGUGAGGCUGAAGAUUUGAGAAGCUCAAAACUCAAAAUUGAAAGCAAUGAAUGUUUGAACACUAAAAAACUAAAAUCCUUGGUAUCCGAAAGUGAAAUGAUUUCCCGUCGAGAGAAAGGUUUCCCAGGUAUCAUGGUAUCUGUAUAUCGUGCAGAAUCUUCUGCAUCCAAUUGUGUAGAUUUUUUCAAAGAUGAUGACACUUCAAGUGGUGAAAAACAUUUUGGUGGAAAUGAUCGACUAGACAGCACUUCAGUGAUCCCCCGUGCAGGAGAUUGUGAUUCUGGUGGUGCUCAUUCACAGAGGGAAACAAAUAUGAAUGUUAAUGAUGUGCAUAAAGUGACCAUUCUUAGUUCCCCUGAAGAGGUUGCUGAGCGCUCGUAUGAAAAACAAACUUGCAGUGUGCCUGAAGGCUGCAUGGAAGUUGUUUCAGCUAGAGGACAUAGUGACAAUGAAUCUUCUAAAUUCACUUGUGGUAAAUUAUGUGUGCCAAUACUGCCAUGGAUAAACGGUGACGGGACCAUUAACAAGAUUAUCUAUGAGGGACUCAGACGGCGUCUUCUUGGGAUUGUGAUGCAAAAUCCAGGGAUAUUAGAGGAUGAAAUUAUGGGGAAGAUGGAUGUACUGAAUGCGCAGACUCGCAGAAAAUUGUUGGAGUUGAUGGUUCUGGACAAGCAUGUUCUUGUGAGGAAGAUGCGUCAAAAUGUAUACAGUGGCCUCCCAGCAAUUCUAAGGACCCUCCCUGAAAUCAGUUUCCCUCCACAAAAAUUGGUUUUCCGUGAGCAUUUCUUUGCAAAUUCCAUGAGCUCGUCCUUGCUGUAGAGAUGUUUUAGCUCUGUUGGAGAAUUAUACUGUAUGGAUGGGCCAUGGAUAAUCAACCACUACCAACAAUGGGCACCCAUUGCUUUUUUCCCAUUGUUAUUUAUUGUAAAUCUAAU